Messenger RNA from Larimichthys crocea (large yellow croaker), 1074 nucleotides. RefSeq names its product polyglutamine binding protein 1 (gene pqbp1). The coding region runs from base 116 to 787 and encodes 223 amino acids. NCBI's taxonomy places the organism in Eukaryota, Metazoa, Chordata, Actinopteri, Sciaenidae. Gene Ontology annotation, biological process: alternative mRNA splicing, via spliceosome. The transcript is spliced from 7 exons. Gene Ontology annotation, cellular component: cytoplasm; nuclear body. Gene Ontology annotation, molecular function: protein binding; ribonucleoprotein complex binding. The record is from RefSeq and is a predicted model, not a curated record.
GGAGCACGCGCUACGUCAUCACCGCGCGCGCCGUGUCUGCGUGCUGUUUUGGGAAAGUCGUAACCGUCGCAGCUCGUCUCGAGACUCAAAGAGGCGAUUUUUUAUAUAAAACAGGAUGCCUCUACCCCCGGCGCUGCUGGCCCGCUUGGCCAAGAGAGGGAUUGUUAAACCGUCAGAGCAAGAGGUAGACGAGGAGAUUAUUGCUGAAGAUUACGAUGACAAUAACGUAGAUUACGAAUCCACCAGACUGGAGAAUCUGCCACCGAACUGGUACAAAGUGUUCGACCCUGCUUGCGGUCUUCCUUAUUACUGGAAUGUGGAGACAGAUUUGGUGGCCUGGUUGUCCCCAACUGACCCGAGUGCAGUGGUAACAAAACCUGCCAAGAAAAUUAGAGCUGAUGGCGGAGAUGAAAGAAUCGAAAGGCAGUUUGAGAAACCAGACAGAGAGCGAGAGCGCGAAAGAGACAAAGAUCGGGAAAGGGAUCGGGAACGGGACAGAGAGAGGGAUGAAGGCAGGGACAGAGACAGGAGAAAGCAGCGGAGAGACGACAUAGCGCCGUACAGCAAGAGCAAAAGAGGGAGAAAAGACGAUGAGAUGGACCCCAUGGAUCCAAGUGCUUAUUCUGAUGCCCCGAGGGGCACGUGGUCAAGUGGCCUGCCCAAGCGCAAUGAAGCAAAGACGGGUGCAGAUACCACAGCGGCGGGGCCUCUGUUCCAGCAGCGACCGUACCCGAGUCCAGGAGCCGUGCUUCGGGCUAACGCAGCAAACCAAAUACCCAAGGAGUAAGCGGAGCCCCCGGGAAACAAGACACAGCUGUACAGUUCAGUUUUCCCUUUGCUCACAUCCUAACAUCGACAUUACAUUACAGACCGACAUCUCUUUAAGUUAAUUUUCAUUCUGUACAUGUCCGAAGUUAGAGUGCUGUGCUUUUAUACCACCAGUGCAUUCAUACUCCUGUCAAACACGUAGAACAGUUGUAAAUAUGUUUUCAUAUGACCUAAAGAUUGACCUUCUUGUUGUUACUAGGGCAAUUAGUGGACAUCAUUUGCUAAUAAACUGAAAGAUUACUGUGA